Mya arenaria is the source of this 724-nucleotide messenger RNA. RefSeq names its product 60S ribosomal protein L9-like. The transcript is spliced from 5 exons. Bases 111 to 680 code for a protein of 189 amino acids. Gene Ontology annotation, biological process: cytoplasmic translation. Gene Ontology annotation, molecular function: structural constituent of ribosome; rRNA binding. Gene Ontology annotation, cellular component: ribosome; cytosolic large ribosomal subunit. The record is from RefSeq and is a predicted model, not a curated record. Lineage: Eukaryota; Metazoa; Mollusca; Bivalvia; Myida; Myidae.
AUAAGUACAAGAAAUUAAAAAACCCGGUUUAUCAUUUCAGAUUAAAGGUUAAUCGAGUAGUCAAAGUGAACUUCCUUUUCCGGUAUAGCUUUGGCUGAAAAACAAGAGCCAUGAAGACUCUGCUUACGACGCAGACUAUUGAUGUCCCUGAAGGCAUUGAUGUCAAGGUUCGUGCCCGCAAGGUGAUGGUCAAAGGACCUAGGGGCUCACUGUCCCGCACAUUUAAACACCUGGCUGUUGACAUCGAGAUGGACGGCAAGCGAAAGAUCAAGGUGGUCAAGUGGUUCGGUAAACGCAAGGAACUCGCCGCUGUCAACACUGUUUGCAGUCACAUCAUGAACAUGUUCAAAGGUGUAACAAAGGGAUUCCUGUACAAGAUGCGAUCUGUUUAUGCCCAUUUUCCCAUCAAUGUUCAAAUUGGCGAUGACAAAAAAACCAUGGCCAUUCGUAAUUUCCUUGGCGAAAAGUAUACCCGUCACGUCAGCAUGUUGAGCGGAGUCACCGUUGACUUGGCCCCAGGCUUGAAGGACGAGUUCUACCUGCAGGGAAAUGAUAUUGAACUUGUGUCCAGAUCAGCUGCUCUAAUUCAGCAGUCGACCACAGUGAAGAGGAAGGAUAUCCGUAAGUUCCUGGACGGUAUCUACGUCUCCGAGAAGACCACUGUGGUUGUGGAUGAAUAGACAAUUGUUUGUGCAGUAAAUUAAUAAAGAAAAAAAACUCACAA